GGAGAAAUGGGCAGAUAACUCUAUUUUACUAUGUCCAAUCGUGGUGAACGUCUGGUCUUCGUAACAGUAGGGACAACUAAAUUCGAUUCUUUAAUUAAGACAGCCACUUCUAAGUCAUGUUGUCAGCUUUUGAAAUCUUUAGGAUAUAAUAAACUUGUUCUACAAAUUGGGAAUGGAGACUAUGAACCAGAUGCAUUGGAAAAUGAAGACUUUUCUGUGAAAUGUUUUCAUUUGAAGAAUUCUAUUCAAGAUGAUAUACAAUCAGCUGACCUUGUCAUCUCACAUGCAGGUGCUGGCAGUAUACUUGAUGCUCUUGGGGCCGGCAAACAUUUGGUUGUGGUUAUCAAUGAAGAGUUGAUGGGAAAUCACCAGACCGAGCUAGCUAGUCAGUUGGCAAAUGAUGGACACCUCUACUUCUGUACCUGCAGCACACUGGAAAAUACUCUGAAGACUGCUGAUUUCUCCAUCUUAAAACCAUACGCUCCAGGAAAACCUGAAAAGUUUGCAUCAUUUUUGGACCAAGUGAUGGGAUAUGCAUAAAAUAUUAUGUCUCGAUUUCUUUUUAAAGAAAUUUAAAUCAUGUGCAAAAUCUGUGUCAAUGGAAAAAAUGAUGCAGUGGCAACUUGCUCUCAUGGUUGUCUGUUACCACUAAAGAUGGGGUCCAGAUUUUGUGAAAGGCAGGUUAUUCUGUAACCACAACCAGGAUCAAUCCCCGUUGGCGAGCCCAUUGGACUAUUGUUCAAUUCAGCCAGUGCUCCGCAAUUGGGUAACAAAGGCCAUGGUAUGUAAUAUCCUGUCUCUGGGAUGAUGCAUAUAAAAUAUCCUUUGUUGCUAAUCGAACAAGACUAAGCCAUGGUUGCAGUGAAUUGUGAUUAAGGUGUGAAGUUAUGGAAUGAAUAACCGUAUCGACAAUAUAUAAAAUAUUUGUUUUUAUUAAAUAAAUAUUUAUUGCAAAA
Gigantopelta aegis is the source of this 956-nucleotide messenger RNA. Its product is annotated as UDP-N-acetylglucosamine transferase subunit ALG13 homolog. Gene Ontology annotation, biological process: dolichol-linked oligosaccharide biosynthetic process. The transcript has 4 exons. Gene Ontology annotation, molecular function: hexosyltransferase activity. The record is from RefSeq and is a predicted model, not a curated record. The coding region runs from base 31 to 540 and encodes 169 amino acids. Lineage: Eukaryota; Metazoa; Mollusca; Gastropoda; Neomphalida; Peltospiridae.